Messenger RNA from Cylas formicarius (sweet potato weevil), 1336 nucleotides. Its product is annotated as odorant receptor 49b-like. The record is from RefSeq and is a predicted model, not a curated record. Gene Ontology annotation, cellular component: plasma membrane. NCBI's taxonomy places the organism in Eukaryota, Metazoa, Arthropoda, Insecta, Coleoptera, Brentidae. Gene Ontology annotation, biological process: detection of chemical stimulus involved in sensory perception of smell; sensory perception of smell. The coding region runs from base 144 to 1259 and encodes 371 amino acids. The transcript has 5 exons. Gene Ontology annotation, molecular function: odorant binding; olfactory receptor activity.
UUGUAGCCCUUAUAAAAAGACGAAACGGCGCAGUCGUCACAAAUUCCUUGUGCACGUCCGACAGGGCGCGUCAUCAUGAUCCCGACAUUUUUAAACCGAUCCAUCUUAAAUUUCCCAAAACGAUUCAUGAUGAUCACUGGAAUAUGGCAGCCUGUGUGGACUACCGCAAAUCCCAAGUUACGAAAAUUAUACGCAGUGUAUUGCGCAUUCGUCAAACUGUAUUUCAUGAUAUUCGUGACAUGUGCUUUCGCGGAGUUCGCGCUGACCUUGACAACCAAAAUUCAACCUCUAGGAUGCUCAACCAGCUGUCGUUUGUCAUUCCGAUGCUGACGGUACUCUAUGCCAUGCUGGUGUGCGGUACGGAUAACUUCCGACGCGUAAUAUCCUACAUAACGGAGGAAGAAACGCACCUGUCUACUUGCGACGACGAGGAAAUCUUGAAAUUGCAUUCCCGACAUCUUAGAAUCGGGAAAUUCGUCAGCACGAUUUUGGUUUUUACCGUUGCCAGUACCGGAACUGCUAUUGUGUUGGAAAAUCUGUAUCGCAACUUACCGACCCUCAAACGCAGCUCUGGCGGUAAUGAUACGAUCGAAGUGGACACCAUCUUCGACGUCUACUAUUUCGGAAUCGACAAAAGCAAACACGCCGUUGCUUUCGUUCUAGUCAAUGAAAUUGUCUGCGUAUUUAAUACGACGCUGACUCUGGCGGUGAAGAGCAUUAUGCUGACGUGUAUGAUUUUCGCAGCAUUCGCCCUGAGCGCUUUACGUAUCAGGUUCAGGAAGGUCGACGCAAAGGAAGACGUUGGACUGAGCCUGAAGCAUCUAAUUGUUCAGCAUCAACGCGUGAUUGGGUACGUGGAUGACUUGAACGAUUUGGUUAAGCAUAUAAUUCUGUUCGAGUACGUAUUCGAAUCGCUGACUGUUGCUGCCGUCUCGGUCCAGCUGGCCACGUGCGAGCCGAAGUUGAUGCCGCCUACAGCUUCGUACCUGUGUUACUUGCUGUUGCAAAUUCUCAUGUUGGGUUGGACCACCAACGAAAUAAAGGUGCAGAGUCUCGCACUAUCUGAUGGUUUGUAUGAGUCUCCGUGGUACCGACAAAACGAAUCGUCCAAGAGGGUGCUACUGGUGAUGACCAGGUUAACGCAGAAACCCUUAACGUUGACGAUCGGACCAUUCGGUGCGAUGACGAUGCAAUCUGCCUUGGCGGUAAUCAAGGGAUCUUACUCUUAUGUUACUCUGAUGAAGAAUAAUUAUAAAUAGAUAUACCUAGGUUGCCUAAGUAAUUUCAGAGGAGUGUAAUAGUCGACUUUUUUUUUGAUUACAGUGCAUUAAGCUUG